AUGGCUGAAGUAAAUUGGCAAGAACUGAUUCAGAGGAAGAGGGCAGUAAGAGAUGCCCUCAUUCCCGCAGAAUGGCGGCUGCCGACGACGAUUACUGAAAAGGUCUCCCCGGAGAGCUCGCACAGCGCCUUCGACUUGCUAAAUGAAGCUGGGCUCCUGACUGAUCGCGAAAUCAACAUCACAGAAAACAACACUGCAACUAGUCUAACAGCAAAGAUCGCCUCGGGUAAGCUUUCAUCAUACGACGUCGCCGCGGCAUUCUGUAAGCGGGCAGCACUCGUACAUCAAUUGACGAACUCCCUGACGGAGAUCUUCUAUGACAAGGMGCUCAAACGCGCGCAAUGGCUUGACGAAUACUUCGUCAAGGAAGGUAAAACAGUCGGACCCUUUCACGGCCUGCCCAUCACUCUCAAGGAUAUGAUUCAUGUGAAAGGCGAGUACUCUACGAUGGGUUUCGUCGAUCAUCUCAAGUAUCCUGUUGCAGAUGAGCAUGCCGUGAUCGCCGAAAUGCUCGAAGCUGCAGGAGCCGUGUUUUACUGCAAGACCAAUGUCCCUCAGACACUCUUUGUCUGUGAGAGUUUCAACAAUGUGUUUGGGAGAACCCUAAACCCCUACAAGCUUUGCCUUACGCCCGGUGGCAGCAGCUCAGGUGAAGCAGCCCAGAUAGGUCUCCGCGGAUCCGUCAUGGGUGUUGGGUCGGAUAUCGCUGGCUCAGUGCGAGUACCUGCAUUGUUCACUGGAGUCUACGGAUUCCGGCCUACAGUUAACAGACUACCAUUCUCGAAACAGGCGGAUCUUGCCUCUAAGGGAUGGCAGGGUGUUCAACCAACCCUUGGCCCAAUAGCUCACACAGCACAGGACCUCACAUUGUUCAUGAAGACUGUGAUUCAAGCUGAGCCUUGGCGUUACGAUUCCACAGCGUUUGCCAUACCGUGGCACGAUGCUCCCAGGAAGGAGAAGUUGACUAUUGGAGUAUGGUCGCAAGAUCCCGAGUUCCCCGUUUUCCCACCUAUUGCGAGGACCAUAACUUCAGCAGUGGACAAGCUCAGAGCUGCAGGGCAUACAAUUGAAGUCAUCAAGGCUCCACCAACCAUGAAGGCAAUGAAGAUUGCCAUGCGCUGGUUCGCAUUGGACCAAGUAAACCUACCCUUCAAAUUCCUCAAAAACGGUGGCGAAAGCCCUAUAGCGGACCUAGAUGCCAUGGACCCUGGCAAAUUCUUGGACCCUGGAUUCAUUCCAGACCUUAACGAGAAUAUUCGCAUCAGUGCCGAUAUACAUGACUAUCGAGAGGAGUGGGCGAAGAUCUGGCACGAUGCUGGUAUCGACGUCUUGCUUUGCCCCGCCAGCCGUGGCUCAGCCGUUCCACACGGAGAGUUCGGUCCACUGAUGUACACGAUCCUAUGGAACUUACUCGAUUUCCCCUGUAGUGUUGUUCCUUUCGGCAAGGCCGACAAGACUGUCGACUCCAAAGACGGAUAUGAUGCGAGCGUCGUUGAUGGCGCACCAACGGGCUUCCAGCUGGUUGGAUGGCGGUUUCAGGAUGAACAGACGCUGAUGGCUACUGAGGUCAUCGCAGACGCAUUGAAGGCCUAA
Messenger RNA from Talaromyces amestolkiae, 1593 nucleotides. RefSeq lists its product as uncharacterized. Bases 1 to 1593 code for a protein of 530 amino acids. The record is from RefSeq and is a predicted model, not a curated record. Lineage: Eukaryota; Fungi; Ascomycota; Eurotiomycetes; Eurotiales; Trichocomaceae. The transcript has 6 exons.